Messenger RNA from Schistosoma rodhaini, 5759 nucleotides. NCBI's taxonomy places the organism in Eukaryota, Metazoa, Platyhelminthes, Trematoda, Strigeidida, Schistosomatidae. The record is from the annotation of a GenBank genome assembly.
UUAGCUUUUACCAACUUUCUCCAACGGCAGACGACACGAAAACAUUUGUUACAACGUAGCGAAAGAAAAAAUUAUCCUUUUUGAAGGUCGGAAAUGUUGAGAUCCUCGUGGCGCUCCAAUUAGUUGGCACUAUAGAGCGCUGAGUAUGAAUUGUGACGGCUUUGCCGAGUUGGAGAAAAGUCGGAUAGAUUACCGCAGUUACAGGUAUAUCGAGUUGGACAAUGGCCUGAGGGCCAUAUUAGUGUCCAACCUAAAGCCUGGGGAGGAAGCACCCGAUGACUCCUUGCCUGAUUCAGAUCUUGAAAGUAAUAGUUCAGAAAGCUUGGAAGACGAAGAUGUUGAUAUUGAAGAAAACGCUAUUGGCGAUCAGGAGGCGAAGGCAAGAUUUAAUUAUAUAUUUCCCGUUGUUUUGCGAAUGUGAAAAAACUAUGCUUUCUUACCUACCAUGUUAAACGGUAUCCUCAAGAGACUUUAGUUUUUGAGUUUACAGCCAAAAUAGGAAAUAUUUUAAUGUGGAGAGUACAUUGUGUCGUAGGUUACUAGAAAUUGCUUCACAUAGCUAUAUCCUUAUUAAUAAUGACAGAACGUAAGACCAUGGUUUAUUAGCUAAUAUUAUAAGCCAUGUUUAAUGAGAUUUUAAACAGUUGAAUUGCAAAAUUUUCAGAAUUAAUAUUCGGAGUUUCUUGUCACAACAAAUUCAAACACAACAUAAUGACCUAAUUAGCAGCGUUAUGUAGCUUGAUCAUAUUUUCACCAAGUUUAGCGAAUAAUGCGUAGUGAAAGCCUCUCGGGAUAAUUUGUCGAUAGCAUUUGGAAAUAAUUCACCAUGAUAUCCUCAAAGGUAAGAAUUGUGGGUCAGGUCUCUCUUGUUAAACUGCAACGAGUAUGAACGUCUGGAUUAGAAACUAAAUGUCCCACCAUAAUGUUCUAAUCGUUAACGUUAAUUGAAUUUCUACUACGUCGAUCAGUCGUAUAAAACAAGUCACUGUCUAUGAUUUAAAACGUUAAUAUAAAACCACUACUUAUUAAAAGACUGACAGUAGCUGUGAUAAGUGUCCUGAUACGCUUCUACUGGGAUUAGUUUCUAAGAUGUAAUGUUCAGACCAUCUAACCAGAGUUCUUAAGCUAAUUUAUAUUUCAUAAUUGUCACUGCGUAUUAUUCUUUAUUCGUCAACAAUAUCUGAAAAUAAAAGGAGUAAUUAUUUGAAUUUCUGGUCAUUAGUUGAUACAAAACAAAAAAGUAAAUGACAUUGCUUAAUUUGUUAGGAUUCACUGUCUUUAAUGGGUUUCCCACGUAAAAGUGUUAUGUCUACCACAAAUUUCUAUCCUAUUACGCAGGAAAUACUUGAUUUAAGCAAAGAUAUGUAAUGUGUUCAAAUUUAGCUUUACGUAUGGUCCAAUAUUAGACAUCAAGACCUCUUCAAAGGUCAGUAUACACCACCUCAGUGGAUUUGUUAGUAUCUAGCCCAAACCUUAAAUCACAAACAGGACAAAACUCCUACUUGACUGAUUCGUUUAUCUCUAAUCGUAACUCCUAAACUGACAGAAUGAUAGUUUGAUUCAGUAUCCCAAUUUUAUAUUUCAAAAAUAAGAAUAACUGCAGGAUCUUUAAAGUGAUAAUCCAUGGCCAACAUCCGUCAGCAGUAAACAUUAGUUCCAUCACCGGGGAACUAAUGAUCCAGUUGUGAUAUGGAUUUCUUUCCAGGAAAAGCUUCACUGACACUCGGCAUAAUUUCAACGUUGCUUGGUUUGGAUUCUCUUAGAGUAUCUUAAUUCUCGUACCUCAAAAACCAGUGAUUUCACUUAUUUCUUCUAGCUCCCUUGUGGGAAAGCAAUCAUUGUAACUUGGUGUCAAGGCAUCUUUAUGCUAUCUGCCUUUUUGUACACGAUGAAACCUUUUGAAUAGUUAAAGGUAGUUAGUUUAUUGUUUUGAUAAAUUUUCCAAGAAUCAAAAGAGCUUUAGUGACAGUCAGUCGUGUGUUUGAUAAUUCCGCAUUCUAAUUAUUAAAGCGGUAUAUAUGACUGUGCCAAUAGUUUUCUUCAUAAUAAAAACCGUUAUCAAACAAACUGCAUCAAUCAUACUUACUUUAGCCACUUAAUACUGAAACCCUUUUAUUGUUAUUCAGGUCAGCUACAUUCUAAUCUGGGUGUUGAAAGUGCUCACUAUUUUUGUAGCCUAAUUUGUAAUAUGUUGUAUUUUGAAUUCCUCAGUCUGCUGCUGCGUUGUGUAUUAAAGUGGGAAGUUUCUCAGAUCCAAUAGAAGCUCAGGGCUUAUCACAUUUUUUGGAGCAUAUGGUAUUUAUGGGUAGUUUAAAAUAUCCAACAGAGAAUGAUUUUGAUGCAUACCUUAGUCAGCGGGGUGGAACUAAUAAUGCUUGGACAGGGAAUGAAUACACUUUAUUCCAUUUCGAUGUGAAACGUAAACAUUUUGCUAGUUGUCUCGAUAAAUUUGCCAACUUCUUCAUUUCACCACUUUUAAGCAAAGAUAGCACAGAUCGUGAGAUAAAUGCUGUUAAUAGUGAAUUCGAACUGGCAUACACCAAGGAUUCUUCACGACUUCACUAUUUAAUUGGACAUUUGUCUCGUAAAGAUUCUCCCUACAAACUGUUCGGUUAUGGCAAUUGUAAAUCGCUGCGUGAAAUCCCGGAACAAAAUGGUACUGAUAUUUAUUCACUUUUGAAUAAACAUCGAAAGAAUUUUUAUUCUUCUGAACGAAUGACACUUGCUGUACAGUCGAAACAUCAUUUAGACGACCUGGAAGUACUAGUACGAAAAAUUUUCUCUGAUAUACCAAAAAUUGGACUACCUGUAACAAACUUACAAUGUGUUGAACCUUUCGAUGUUAAUUCAUUUGCUAAAUUAUACAAAGUUUGUCCUUUGAGUGUAAAGGAGAAGUUACGUAUUGUUUGGAUUCUUCCACCACUAAUUAAUCAUUAUGAAUCAUCUCCAAUGGAAGUAUUAUCUUCUCUUAUUGGUCAUGAAGGUAGAGGAAGUGUAUUGGCUUUACUUAAAAAAGAAAAUCUUGCCGUUUCACUUAGCGCGGGUGUUACUUGUACAUCAGAUUUUGAUAAUUCUAGUUUAUGUACGAUUUUUACGGUUAAUAUUCAGCUUACUGAUUAUGGUCGUGAUCAUAUUUUCCAAGUUUGUGGAAUAUUAUUUGAUUAUAUAAAAAUUUUACUGCACUCAGCGUUAACUUCUACAUCGAUAUCUUUAAUGAAUGGUGGUUUAGAAGGUAAUAAUAAUGAUAAUGGUGAACGCGUUCAUACAGAUCACUGUCAUAAGCAUACAUUCGCUACAUAUCUACCAGAAUAUCAAAUGGUUAAAACAGCUAAUUUUUUAUAUACAGAACCGGAAGAAGCUGAAGAUACAGUAGUUAAUCUAGCCAAUAUGUUACAUCUUGUUAAAUGUGAACAUGUUUACUCUGGUUAUAGGCUAUUGAAAAAGCCAAAUAUAGAAUUGUACAUUGAGCUACUGAGAUUGAUGACACCAAAUCGUGCAGCUAUAUUCUUUCUGUCAUCAACAUUUGCAUCUUCAGUGAAAGAUGAUGAAUCAAGAUUAGAACAUGAACCAUGGUUUAAUGUGGCUUAUCAAAAAGAAGAUAUACCUGAACAUAUUAUGAACGGGUGGAUCCAUUCAAAACCAGACGAUAAACAAUUACAUCUUCCGUAUGAAAAUAAAUUUUUGACAACGGAUUUUAGUUUAUUGGAUUCGAAAACUGAUAUGAAGCAACCUGUAGAUCUAAACUUGGAGCCUGGUGCAGAAUCACGUUUAAAAUAUGGUCAUUUAUGGUUUCAACAAAGUACUCGUUUUAAAUGUCCUAAAGCUUCUGUAAUGAUUCAUCUUUGGUCGGAUAUUGUAUCGAAGACAAAAGAAAACAUGGCACUGCAUACAUUAAUGGUUUAUGGCUUAAAUCAGUCAUUGAGUACAAUCACCUAUGAAGCUGGUGAAGCAGAUUUAGUACAAGAUGUAGCGUUUCGUGAUAAUGGCUUACGUAUUUGUGUUAGCGGUUUUAGUGAAAAACUAUUUUAUUUUUAUUCAACUAUACUUAAUCAUAUAUUGGAUCAAACUCAAGAUUUAUCUAAAGAAUAUUUUGAAUCAUAUCGUGAUGCUGUACUUCAAAUUUAUUAUAAUGAAGCCCUUAAACCAAAUGUACUCAAUACUCAUCUUCAAUUUUAUCUUCUUCGUAAAGAAGCUUAUCUAAUUACAGAUAUAUUGAGUGCACUGAAAAAUUUGUCAGUAGCUGAUCUUGCUGCAUAUAAACAAAAAUUUUUGUCCACUUUACAUAUUACUAUCUAUGCUUAUGGUAAUAUAACAAGACAGGAUGCUAUUUCUUUCUUUGAUUAUACAGUGGAGAAGAUUCAACCUAUCCCUAGAUCCACAAGAAAACUGUUUGAUACCUCAAUCCUAGAUCCGGGUACAUAUUAUUUACGUGUUAUGAAUUGUAAUCCAAACGAUGUAAAUAUGUGUCUAGCUAGAAUACAUUUACUUGGUGAAUCCGAUAUUAAACAACAAUGCUAUAAUAAACUAUUGGCAUUUAUAUUAUCUGAACCGGCUUUUGAUUAUCUGCGUACUAAAGAAACUUUAGGAUAUACUGUUUAUCUUCGAUAUUGGCGAUCAUCUCCUGGUGGUACAUUACAUUCAGGUAUCAGUUUAGUAGCAUAUAGUCCAGCUAAUAAAUAUUCUAUUGAUUAUGUCGCUGGAAGAUUGACUGCUUUCUGGCGUCGAAUAGCUCCAAGAAUUAUUGCUGCUAUGCCAUCGGAAACAUUUAAAACGUCUGUAGAAUCAUUGAUAUCUGUGCAUCAAUUAGAAGAUCCUAAUAUGAUGACCGAAUUUGAAAGAAACUGGGAUGAAAUUAUGGAAAGUACAGCAAAUUUUAAUUAUCGUGAAGAAUGUGUAAAAAUUUUAUCAACUAUUACUCAAGAAAGUUUAUUGAAUUUCUUCUUAACAGAAUAUUUGGAUGCUAAAAAACAACGUUCUUUAUUUGUACAGGUUGAUGCAAUUGCCAAUCCAGAAUUGACUACAACUACUGUCUCCAAUUCUUAUUGUUUAGAUUUCAAUACAAUAGACACAAAUUUGGAAACAUUAAAAAAUGAAUAUGCCAGUAUAAACAGUAUUGAUAUAGCUAACGCUUUGAUGAUAUGUGGUUAUGAUGAAAAAGAAGCAAUGAAAUUUAUGAUGAAAUCAUAUUCUAAUACUAAUAAUAACAGUAAUACAAUUGAUAACAAUCUACUAUUGGAACAUGAAGAAAAUGAAUCAGAUAAACAAAAGACUAUGAUUUUUAUAAAUAAUUUGUUUAAAUUUCGUUCAACUAUUCAAUAUCAAACUGGUCGAAAUGUUUAAUAAUGACUGCCAAAAAAGAAGAGAAUAAACUUUAACUUCAGAUGGUGUAAUGUAUAACAUGUUCUUCUUCUUUUUUUUUUUAAAGAAACGUACAUUAUUAGUAUAGCCCAUUUUCUUUGCUUUAUCAUCAACACGAUGAUAAUUCACGCUUCCUACGUCUACAUGAUGUGAUUACAAAUAACUUGAUUACUAUGUAUGUGUGUGUGUUGGGGGAUGCCAUGGUGAUGAAUUCAAAUUUCGCUAUAUUUAAUAGGCUUGUAUUGGUAGUUGUUCUUUUUUUUAUUCCUUAUCUUUGUACUAAACCUAUUCAUGGUUCUCGUCUUUUCAUUUAUAUUUGUACAUAUGUUCAUGUGUACUAUUGUACCGUUGAUGAAUAUAUAAAUUUGAUAGGCAAAUAUAUGCAUACAUUUGACAAUAAA